This is a messenger RNA of Solea solea (common sole), 2215 nucleotides long. RefSeq names its product dihydropyrimidinase like 3 (gene dpysl3). NCBI's taxonomy places the organism in Eukaryota, Metazoa, Chordata, Actinopteri, Pleuronectiformes, Soleidae. The transcript is spliced from 14 exons. Gene Ontology annotation, molecular function: hydrolase activity, acting on carbon-nitrogen (but not peptide) bonds, in cyclic amides. The record is from RefSeq and is a predicted model, not a curated record. Gene Ontology annotation, biological process: actin crosslink formation. Bases 195 to 1922 code for a protein of 575 amino acids. Gene Ontology annotation, cellular component: cytoplasm; cytosol.
GCAGAGACGCUCCUAUAGCUCAGCGCGAGGCACUUUACAUCGCACUGACAGAGGGGCGACCAUUCCCCGAAGCUCCCAUCCGUCCACGCGAUCCCAGGCCCGCUGCAGCAUCCAGGAAUAAGAGGGAAUAACGUUUUUUUUUUUACCAGAUUAAUUUUCAAGGUGUAAUCGAGUGAGAGAGAGAGAAAGAAACAAUGUCCUAUCAAGGGAAAAAGAACAUCCCGAAGAUCACAAGCGAUCGGCUUCUGAUCAAAGGCGGGCGGAUCGUGAACGAUGACCAGUCCUUUCACGCCGACAUCUACAUGGAGGAUGGCCUCAUUAAGCAGAUCGGAGACAACCUGAUCGUGCCUGGCGGCGUGAAGGUCAUCGAGGCCCAGGGAAAGAUGGUGAUCCCGGGUGGCAUCGACAUCCACACCCACUUCCAGAUGCCUUACCGUGGAACCACGACCGUGGACGACUUCGCUCAGGGAUCCAAGGCCGCCCUCGCCGGGGGAACAACGAUGGUCGUGGACCACGUGAUCCCCGACCCCGGGAACAGUCUGCUGGAGGCGUACGACCAGUGGAGGCAGUGGGCCGACGAGAAGGCGUGCUGCGACUACUCGCUCCACGUGGACAUCACCCACUGGAGUGACAGCGUACAGCAGGAGCUGGAGUGUCUCAUCAAGGAGAAAGGUGUGAACUCGUUCCAGGUCUACAUGGCUUACAAGGACUACUAUCAGAUGACCAACAGUGAGCUCUACGAGGUCUUCACCUUCUUGGCAGAGAGGGGCGGCAUCGCUCAGGUCCAUGCUGAAAAUGGCGAGAUCAUUGCUGAGGAGCAGGCGCGCAUGCUGCAGAUGGGUAUCACUGGACCAGAGGGACACGUGCUCAGCAGGCCAGAGGAGCUGGAGGCAGAGGCUGUGUUCCGUGCCAUCACCAUCGCCAGCCAAACCAACUGUCCUCUCUAUGUGACCCGAGUCAUGAGCAAGAGCGCUGCAGACAUUAUCUCACAGGCUCGCAAGAAAGGAAAUGUUGUGUUUGGGGAGCCAAUCACAGCCAGCCUGGGGACGGAUGGGACACAUUACUGGAGCAAGAACUGGGCCAAGGCAGCUUCUUUUGUAACAUCACCUCCUCUCAGCCCUGAUCCCACCACCCCAGACUAUCUGAACACACUGCUGUCAAGUGGAGACUUGAGCGUGACUGGCAGUGCUCACUGUACAUUCAGCGUGGCCCAGAAGGCCAUUGGCAAGGACGACUUCACUCAGAUUCCGGAGGGUGUCAACGGAGUGGAGGAGCGAAUGGCUCUCAUCUGGGAUAAAGCUGUGACUUCCGGUAAGAUGGACGAAAACAUGUUCGUGGCCGUGACCAGCACGAAUGCGGCUAAGAUCCUGAACCUGUACCCUCGAAAGGGCCGGAUCGCCGUCGGCUCUGACGCGGACCUCGUCAUCUGGGACACAGACUCCAUCCGCACCAUCACUGCCAAGACUCACAACUCGGUGGCCGAGUACAACAUCUUUGAGGGCAUGGAGCUGCGCGGAGCCCCACUGGUGGUGAUCUGCCAGGGGAAGAUUGUUCUGGAAGACGGAAACCUGCACGCCACCGCCGGCGCCGGCCGCUUCAUUCCCUGCUCUGCCUUCCCUGACUUUGCCUACAAGCGCGUUAAAGCCAGGAAGCAGCUGGCCGUCCUGAAGGCCGUGCCCAGAGGGAUGUACGACGGCCCGGUGUCCGAGUACUCCAUGUCGCGCGGCGGCACGCCCUCCGCGUCGGCGCGCACCUCCCCGACCAAACAGCCCGUCAGAAACCUGCAUCAGUCUGGAUUUAGUCUAGCAGGUAACCCUGCAGCAUGCGGUCCCCCCGCCCCAGACGACAUCCCCAUCAGGCCUGCUGGCCGCCGUAUUGUAGUGCCCCCCGGUGGUCGUUCCAACAUCACAUCCCUCAGUUAAACAGCAGGAGGAGGAGGAGGAGGGGAUGCAUUCCAGAAAACGGCAGCAGCAAGAGUGCAGGAGGGAAGGAGGGAGGGAGUGAGGGAGGGAGGAGGAGAUGCAGAGGACCAUGAUUAGUUAAAUGUUAAAAGAGCAACACACUGAAUCCUCAUGCCUUACCUGCCGCAAUGCUACCUUGCUCAGAAGAGAACAGUAUCCCUUUUCCUGGGGGAAUUUUGGGAAUCUUUAAAGUGGGUCUUUGGAUUUGGCUACUUAUAGGAUUGAAGUUUCCGCCAAAGCACAAAACACAUAAU